Humulus lupulus (European hop) is the source of this 1122-nucleotide messenger RNA. RefSeq names its product anthocyanidin 3-O-glucosyltransferase 7-like. Gene Ontology annotation, molecular function: UDP-glycosyltransferase activity. Bases 1 to 906 code for a protein of 301 amino acids. The record is from RefSeq and is a predicted model, not a curated record. NCBI's taxonomy places the organism in Eukaryota, Viridiplantae, Streptophyta, Magnoliopsida, Rosales, Cannabaceae. The transcript has a single exon.
AUGUCUCUCUCGCUUGAAGCAGGAAGUGGAAACGAACUCUUGAGUUUCAUACCAGGAAUGUCACAAAUUAAACUCCAAGAUUUACCAGAAGGAGUGGUCUUUGGAGACUUGAAAUCCUACUUCCCCACCAUGCUACAUCAAAUGGGGUUGAUGUUACAUAGUGCAACCGCAGUUUUGAUAAACUCAUUUGAAGAGCUAGACAAAGCCAUUACGGACGACUUGAAGUCCAAAUUCCACAAGGUCCUCAACGUGGGGCCUUCCAACUUAUUGUCACCACCGCCGCCGCCACAAGACGAGAACAGCUGCCUGCCGUGGCUUGACAAGCAGGAAGCUGCCUCAGUUGCAUACAUUAGCUUUGGCUCAAUGGUGGUACCACCAAAAGAUGAGCUUGUGGCCAUAGCCGAAGCCUUGGAAAGCAGUGGGGUUCCAUUCAUAUGGUCACUCAAGGACAUUGCCAAGGCAAACCUACCAAAAGGGUUUUUGGAGAAAACCAAGACACAUGGAAAGGUAGUGGCUUGGGCACCACAGAUGAGCAUACUGUGUCAUAGGUCAGCUGGAGUGUUCGUGUCGCAUUGUGGUUGGAACUCGUUGUUUGAGAGCGUAGUUGGUGGUGUGCCUAUGAUUUGCAGGCCUUUUUUUGGUGACCAUCGGCUGAAUGGAUGGUUGGUAGAGGAGUUGUGGGGAAUUGGGAUCAAAAUUGAGGGUGGAGUUUUUACAAAACAUGGAAUGGAAAGUUGUUUUGAUGCGGUUUUAUCUCAAGAAAAAGGAAAGAAAAUGAGAGAGAAUGUUCAAGUGGUUAAAGAGCUUGUGACUAAGGCUGUUGGGGCUGGAGGAAGUAGUGCAGAGAAUUUGAAGGAGUUGCUCCGAGUGAUAAACAGCCCUGGUGGAAGUAUGUACUGUGCUUAGUGUAAUGCUCAAAUGUGUUUGUGCAUUGAUACAUCUAAGAGUAUUUGCUUUGAUUUUAUUACUAGUCCUAUGCAGACCCUAUUUUUCAUUUCUUUAAAGGACUCUAAAAAUACUACUGCUUAGCUAUAUAAACCUGUCAUGUCAUGACAGUUGGCCGUUAUGUCUUUGGUUAGAAUUUUCUGUUUUGGGAAAGUAAGCCUUGCUUGUACUUAUAAA